CCACAAUAAUCAAUCAAACGCCUCAUCCCCACUCUUACUCAUCACUUCCUAGGACAGCCUUUUGCAGAAACUCUCUCUCUCUCUCUCUCUCUCUCUCUCUCUCUCUCUCUCUCUCUCUCACUUCAAUGCCCACCACCGGAAGAAAGCUUCUCCUUAACACUGUUUCAGUUAACAUAGGCUGCAGCUGCAGAAAACCUAAACUGUUCCACAUUUUCCAUCCAAAACCAAGACCGAAAACGCCUACACACCAAAGACACAACAAACACCAUUCCUCAGGCUCAUGGCACAAAGACAACAGUACCGCCGCCCACACAUUCUCUCCAUCCGUUCCAUAUUCUCAAUAUUCAGACGCCGAGAACGAGAUGAAGGGCUCGAGGACUGUCAGAGGCUUUGGUAGGAUAGACGGUGAGAGUGUUGCAGUGGAGAAAGAUUCCGACGACCCGUAUUUGGAUUUUCGGCAAUCGAUGCUCCAGAUGAUAUUAGAAAAUGAGAUAUACUCCAAGGACGAUCUCCGGGAGCUUCUCCAUUGUUUUCUGCAGCUGAAUUCUCCUUACCACCAUGGACUCAUUGUUAAAGCUUUCUCUGAGAUAUGGAACGGGGUGUUUUCUGUGAGGUCUAGCUCUCCCAAGCUGCAAUAUUUUGGGUACAAGUCACGUGAGUUCUAGGGUAUACACGUGUGGCCUGUGGCUCUGUGUCAACUUAGUCCUUUGUAUGAUGCAAGGUAGCUUAUAAUGUCGACGCCUCAUGUACCCUGUAUUUGCAGAAUGUGCAAAAAACAGGAUGCUUGGGAAGUCGAAUCAGAUAAAUGCAGAAAUUGGAGAAGCUCUUCUUUGUUAACCGCUACAAUUGUUGUUGGUGUUUAUGUGUAAUCUUCUUAAAUGGGUUCUGUUUGUUGAUGUUCUCAAUGAUACGAUGCAAUUUUUCUGGUC
Carya illinoinensis is the source of this 929-nucleotide messenger RNA. Its product is annotated as transcription repressor OFP6-like. The coding region runs from base 126 to 665 and encodes 179 amino acids. Lineage: Eukaryota; Viridiplantae; Streptophyta; Magnoliopsida; Fagales; Juglandaceae. Gene Ontology annotation, biological process: negative regulation of DNA-templated transcription. The transcript has a single exon. The record is from RefSeq and is a predicted model, not a curated record.